AUGGUCCGCAGAGACAGUGAAAGCAGCUGCUCGAGCCAUGGAAGCCACACCCAUGAGGAUUUCAGCUUGGCUAAUGACAUUGUUGUCACUAAAUACAACGUCGCUGCGGAGAUCGCCAACGCCGUUCUCAAGGCAUUGAUUCGAAAGAUAAUUAUAUUUUACAAAAGUUGAACUUCAGGAAGUGAUCGCCGGCGUAAAGGAAGGAGUUGAGGCUGCUUCACUCUGCGACCUCGGAGAUAAGCUCAUCACUGAAAAGACCGGAAAGAUGUACAAAAAGGAGAAGGGAAUUACUAAGGUGAGUUUUAUAUAGAGUAUGUUUGGAAUUGAGAAUGAUUUUGAUCUUCAGGGUAUUGCCAUGCCGACCUGUGUCUCUGUUGACAACUGCAUCUGUUAUUAUUCACCCCUCCGAUCUGAUCCAGUUCUCACGCUGAAGAACGGUCAAGUCGUCAAGGUUGAACUCGGAGUUCAUAUUGAUGGCUUCAUUGCCACCCUUGCCCACACCGUUGUCGUUGGAGCUUCCAAGGUGUGUGGGAGAAAAUUUUUAUGGAUUUGAUGGAAAGAAACGGGAUUUUGUGUUUUACAUGUCUUUAGAAACAAUUUCAAGCUUUCUCAAAUUUCUACCUUUCCUGAUAGUUUUCUAAAUUUGCUUAAACCUGCUCAUUGUUUUAAUAACUUUUUUGAGUUUGCCUCUGCUUUUAUGGAUACUUAAACCACGAUGUUCAAAAAGAGCAAACCCAAGUUUAAGCUUUGUGAAAAAUUUAGCUUUUUUGUCAGUCUUAAUUGUUUGAGAAAAUUUUCAUAGCUUCAGAAUUUGAACUGCUCUUUUAAUUCAGUCAAUUCGGCCACUCUUUUAAAAUCAUAAAUUGCAGGACAACAAAGUGACCGGAAAGCUUGCCGAUUUGAUCAAGGGAACCUACGAUGCCUUGGAAGUUGCCAUCCGUACCCUUCGAGUUGGAAACAGUAACACUGAAGUCACAAAUGUCAUUGAUAAGGUUUAUCUUACUUUUUUUUUUACAAUUAAAAGCAAUAAAUGAGCAUUUCCAGGUUGCCGCCGAGUACGGAGUUACGCCAAUCGAGAACAUGGUUUCCCACCAACUUGAGAGGAACGAAAUCAGCGGUGAGAAGCAAAUCAUUCAGAAUCCCGGAGAGAAGCAAAAGUCCGAAAUGGAGAAGGUUUGAGGAUGAAUGAAUUUUUUUCACAAUUAAAACAUCAGGUCAACAUCGACAAGCAUGAGGCCUACGCCAUCGACGUUCUUUUCACGACAGGAAAGGGAAAGCCGAAGGAUAUUGACGUCCGAACGACAGUUUUCAAGAAGAACGAGUCGGUGCAAUACCAACUCAAGAUGAAGGCUUCUCGAGUUUUCUUCACCGAGUGCAAUAAAUUGGUAAACAUUGUGCCUUGAACAAACUGGCUUGAGGAAAAAAUUGCUUUUAAUUGUUGAAUUUACAAAACUCCUUGUGCCCCAAGCCAACUUUGUCCAAAAAAAUGUUAUGAAAAAAGUUUAUCAUUUGUUUUUCCAGUACGGAACAAUGCCGUUCUCUCUACGAUCGUUCGGCGAAGAAGUCAAGGCCAAGAUGGGAGUUGUCGAGUGCGAGAAACACGGACUCUUGACACCAUACCCGGUAGGAAAGUUUGAGUAAUCUUUGAUUCAUUUUUGGAAAAAUUCAGGUCUUGUAUGAGAAGGAAGGAGACGUUGUGGCUCAGUUUAAGGCGACCGUUUUGGUCAUGCCAAACGGACUAUUGAAGAUCGCCGGCCUUCCUCUCGAAGCCGACGUUUAUGAGCCCACUGCCACCCUUAAGGUUUGUCUUUUUUUUUUUUUGAUUUUUUAGUUUAUGUAAAGCUUGUAACCUUGAAUCAUCCAUAAAGCCUCCGUAGAACUCUUUUUGUCUUUCCAAAUGUGUUUCUUUUUGUCGAUGAUUUAAGGUUAAUUUCAGCUAAAGGCGGUUCUUGUACAAAAUAUUCCAAAAUUUCAGGACGCCGAACUCGUGAAAACACUCAAGUCGGCCCUGAAGCCGAAGAAGAAGAAGGACGCCAAGAAGGAAGGCGAUGCCAAGGACGAGAAAGCCGCUGAACCUGCCGCAGAGAAGGCGAAAUAG
This is a messenger RNA of Caenorhabditis auriculariae, 2098 nucleotides long. NCBI's taxonomy places the organism in Eukaryota, Metazoa, Nematoda, Chromadorea, Rhabditida, Rhabditidae. The record is from the annotation of a GenBank genome assembly.